Messenger RNA from Anopheles maculipalpis, 1497 nucleotides. RefSeq lists its product as uncharacterized. Gene Ontology annotation, molecular function: protein binding. Lineage: Eukaryota; Metazoa; Arthropoda; Insecta; Diptera; Culicidae. The coding region runs from base 100 to 1479 and encodes 459 amino acids. The record is from RefSeq and is a predicted model, not a curated record. The transcript is spliced from 8 exons.
UUCGGUUUGGCCGCACCAGUACCUUACCAAUGCUGCUGCGCCAGCAACGGACGCCAUCGUACAGAGGAGAAACCUGAUAGGGCGUCGUCGGACACUAAGAUGCUCGCGCUUGCCGCUUUGCUAGCCGUACACGCAGGACUCGCUGGUUCAAUACCUACCGCGCCGGAAAACAUUACCGUCACCUUCCUAACGCCAACGUCGGUACGAGUCUCAUGGCAAACCUCGAUGGAUCCGCACACGAUGCCAGUGGACAAAUACGAUGUCACGUACAAACCGACCGACGCCAGUUACAGGGUUGUCGUAGUGGUGGCCGGUAACCGGGACGCGGUGACGCUCGGCGGACUGACACCGGACACACAGUACCAGCUGACGGUGGCCGCCGUCUGGAACGGGAAGAAGUAUCGCAGCCGACCGAUCGUAUUCAGAACGCUGGAGCCUCCAAGGACGUCGUACCAGCAGGACUCCGGUUCGCUGGUAGGUAGUAGUGGUCCACCGAACUCACCGCAUGCCGACACAGCACCCUCGCUCAGCGGCAUCGGGAUCUUUAACGACGAGUUCGGCAAUAUCUCAGUUAACUCCACGUCCCGCGAACUUCCAACGAUCCGUGGUGUAGAAAUCGGUAUUGUAGUGUUAGUGUUAAUAGUCUGGGCUGGUGCUAUAGCUUUAUUUUUUAAUCGAUGGGGUAAGAUACGAAUGUUGCUUCCAUAUCAACCGGACUACAAGCAGGAACAGCUGAAAGUUCCUGGCACUGGUGUCUGUGCCAAUGGUACCUGCAACGGACAACAUUCCCAUCAGCCUUACCAUCCGUGGCCGGAGGAGCCUUCGUCGGUGAUCUCGGAACGUUGCACACGGGCCCGUAUCAACUCGGCCAUCUUCGUGUCGUCCGAGGGCAAAGGGUUCGAUUCGAUCGAGUUCAUCCGACGGUACGGCUCCCAGAGUGUCCUCUGUCGAAAGGCGAAGAGUGCCGAGAACGUGUCGGCCUCCGAGCGACAGCGCCGAUUCUCCGAGUACCCGGAGUGGGAGACGGAGGACAGUACGACGGGCAACGGUACGUCCGCACACUCAGCCAGCAACACGAGGCGGAAAAAAUCGCUCCGCCAGGACUCGAUCGAGCUGGUAGAAUGUCACAAAGAACCGGUGGCGGUGACGGUACCGGUCCCGGUCCCGGUGCCGACCGUUACACCCGGUGCCGUACCCGCAGUCGCCGGGACAACGGCCACCCUCGUCACGGUGGGAGUUCCGGUUGCGAUCGGUAGUAAACCGGUUGUGUCCGGUGCCGUAACCGCUGCCACCAGUGUCGCCUCGGCAGGGAUCGUCAAGCCGACACCGAAGCUGUCCAAUCUGCCGACACUCUCGGUGUCCGGACCGUCGCCACCGCACGAGGAAGAAUUCCUUAAACACCUGGAAAAGAGCUCAACGCUCCCGGACGUCGAUAGCACAAGUUCCGGGUGUGAACAGGUGGAGAAGGAGCGCUAUUAAAAACCUUCGGCAGCAACA